This is a messenger RNA of Phasianus colchicus (ring-necked pheasant), 2405 nucleotides long. The record is from RefSeq and is a predicted model, not a curated record. NCBI's taxonomy places the organism in Eukaryota, Metazoa, Chordata, Aves, Galliformes, Phasianidae.
CUGGGCCUUUGGCAGUUGUGGGGUUUGUACAGAAUUGUGGAGAUUGUCUUUUCUCCUGCUCUUUUUCACCAGCAAUAUGAACACACUACGCACAAUGUGCCGUAUCUUUUUAUCUCCUGAAUUUUUUUGCGAGCUUUCCCGUUUUUCCGAAGUUUCCGAUCGUUUCAUCCGGCACACCGAGACAACAGCGCACAUCUUAAGGCGCCUGAAAGUCCGGAGGGCUCCGCGCAGCCCCAGCCCCCUCGCAGCCCGGGGGCGGUGCAAGCAGGGCCGGGGCGGCCGCCGUGCCCCGUGCCGCCGGGGGGGCCCGGCCCGUGGUCUUUGGGGGGCGGAUGCUGAGGAGCUGAGCCCGCAGCGGAGGGGCGUUCUGAACCGCUUUUCUUUUUCUUUCUUUCUUUUGCCUCUCUUUUCCCAAUCUGGCCAACUUUUCUAACUUUUUUUUUUUUUUUCUUCUGCACUCUUUUUUCUUUUCCCCAUCGGAGAAGCCACGCCGUGGAAAGACGGGGUGGCGGUGGAGGAGGGAGAAACCCCUCCCCUUCCCCUCCCCCGUGGCUCCUUCCUCGGAAAAGCCACACUUGGGGGGUUUCCUCUCUUCCCUCCCCCCUCCCCGCCGCUCCCAGCGGCCGAGCAGCGCCCGCCGGGCACCUCCCGGCCCGGAUGGAUGCACUCUCAGGGAAAGCUUUGCAAAAACUCAUCAUUGCUGCAUCAAAGCUCCUGACUUGGGACCAAUUGCAGGCCUGACAUCUAGCAGCUCUUCCCUAUGGACGGUAAAUUUCAAGAGGCUGGAGGUGACAGAGAGAGCAUGGUAAAUGCAGCGUCUCCCUGGGAUCCAUGGGCUCUUUGAGAGAUGAUCAGAGGGAGGCCAGAUGAUCUGCAAAACACACGCGCCACUGUUGCUUGUCUGCAAAGGCAGCAUCGGAGCGUUCUCCCCAGCCCCGCACCGCCCGGCUUGCCUGAUCGCUUCCGAAUGUUUCGCAGUUGCGAGUGGGAGGUCCUGGAGCGAUCCCUUAACAUCCUCCAGGCCAGUGACUUCUACUGGGGCCCGCUGUCCGUCGGGGAGGCCCAUGCCAAGCUGCAGCGGGAGCCCGUCGGCACCUACCUGGUGCGGGACAGCUCGCAGGGGAAUUGCUUGUUCAGCCUGAGCGUGCGGAUGCCGGCUGGGCCCGUCAGCCUGCGCAUCUCUUUCCAAGAGGGCUAUUUCCGUCUGAAGAACUGGUUUUCGGACUGCGUGGUCCGGCUGCUGGAGCUGGUGGUGGCGGGGACCCGCAACAAUCCCUUGCACUUUGAUGAGAUGGGGGGAACUCCUCUGGUCUUUUCUGAGCCCUUGUGCCGGAGCCGCCGGACUGUGCCCACGCUGCGAGAACUGUGCCAGCGGCACCUGCCCGAUCCCACUGCUGCCAUGCGGACGUGCCCACGGGAGGCGGCGGUGUCACCCCUGGAUGGGAGCGUGGUCCCCAACCCCUCUACAGCCAGCACUAGGAGAUGAUGCCGGGUGUGUGGAGGCGAAGGGAUGCGCAUGGCCACGCUGGAGGGGCAGGGCUGACUGCUCAGAGGGGCAAGGUGCCUGCACCCACUGGCUGCAAAAGCUGUGUCUUCAAACAUGCACAAUAUGCCUGAGCUUCCCCCAUAUGGCUGGGGUGAAGCCAAGCCUGAAGAGCAGCUCUUCCCACCCCCAAGUCCUGCUCUUGGCUCCAGUCAUGACUAAUAAGCUUGAGAACAGGGCGAGCUGCCUGUCCUGCCAGGUCAGCCCCACUACCCAAAGUGCCUAAGCUAGUUUAUGCUGCCAGUGUGCCUUCAUGAAGCCGUUUGGCCCCACAGUGCUGCAUCCCGAGUAUCGGUGGGCAUGGGCCACAAGCUAACUGGAGGCCACAUGUUAACAGGAGACCACGUGGCUGUGCCUGAGCACAAAUGCAAAACCUGCCCCUUCAGAGAUCAGCACUUUUGGGGAAAAAACAUUGCAGCCGUGUACAAUACGUGCAGCUUGAGUGGCUUCUGCAUUGCUUUAUUUGAACAGGUUUUUGGGAGUGCAGAUGAGUUACUUUAUACUACGGGCAUUGUGCUCCUUGGAGGCAGGUCUGAGGUCGGUUCUGCCCUGCAGGGUGUGAGCAGACCCAGUCCAGAGCCUCUUGUCCUCAUCUGAUAGUAUGCUGCUGCCACCUAUGGGCUCGAAAAAGGUGUUUUGUCUUGCCUCAAGAAGAGGCAAAGAAUUUUUUAUACAACUUCUAAAUUUUAAUAAACAUGUUUUUAUACUUAUUUUUAAAAGCCAACAGAUACACAGUGAUGUUUUCUUUCCCUUGCAUUGCUGGAAACCCCAUUAAUCUACUGCAGAGGCAUGGUAAUCAAACUGCACCUGAACAAGGGAAUUUCUUUUGAAGAGCAGAUGCAGUACAUAAAGGAAUGGUCCU